UUAGUUUAAGAUAGCUGAAAGUAAACAAUUUUGGCUAUCCAAAGUAAAGGAAACCGUCGAAUUUAUUUACAGUCAUAAUUGUUUUAUGAAAGAAAUUCACAACUGUUAAUAUGAGAUGUCAACACUCAAAUUGAUUCCUGAAAUUGUUACUGUGCAUGUAAAGACGAGAAUGUGUGAUCUUUAAAAGAGCAAGAGUGAGAAAAAUAGUCAACUUCUGGAAAUUGAAGCGGUUAUCAAAAUGUCAGAUACAUUUCAAAAUAUUAUUUCCAACUUGGUAUGGGGUUUCAGAGAUAGCAUCUUUGGAAUGUUUAAAGCAUUCAAGCUUGAUUCUGAAAUCCCGACAGAACAUAGUUCGAGAACUGUUGAACCUAUGACAGCACUUGCUAAACGGAGAGCAGAAAAAUCUAAACAUAAAGAUACAGUAAAAGAAAGCAAUGAACCAAAAGUAACUCAGAGGAUUGCUUUAUGUUGUGCAUGGAAUGGUGGUGUUUGUUUGAUGAGUAUAUUUAUAUUUAAUUAUUGUGUUUUACCAAUUAUAUUUUGGGUGACAGAAAUUGUCUCAGCCAGAGCCGGCAGUUCUAACACAGUAUGGUCUUGGCUGUCCGUCUUGCUAUCUGCAACAUUUGACGCUCUUUGGAUUCUACCGUUAUUUGUUCUUUCAAAAAUAGUCAACUGUUUCUGGUUUCAGGAUAUAGCAGAUGCCGCUUAUUUAAAAACAAGAGGUAAACCACAGUUACCUAGCAUAAGUAGAUUUAUAGCUGAUAUGUCUUUUAGUUUAUUAUUACAAGCUCUAUUCUUAAUACAGGCCAUGUUGAUCAAAUUAUUACCGAUAUGGGGAAUUGGACAUCUGAUUAGUCUUGUACAUAUCUGUUUACUUUAUGCUUUAUAUGCAUUUGAAUACAAGUGGUUCAAUAUGGGUCUAGAAGUGCACACAAGAUUAGCUCACAUUGAAACCAAUUGGGCAUACUUUUGUGGAUUUGGUUUGCCUUUAGCUGUAGUAACAUCCCUCCCAUCUUCUAAUUUUCAAAGUGGCUGUAUAUUCUCCAUUAUAUUUCCACUUGUUAUAAUUAGUGCUAAUGAGGCUGUUGAACCUACAGAACCAUUUGAAUUUCCUUUAAAACUUUUUGCCCCUGUAGUAUCCAUAUCUAACAGUAUAUUUCAUCGAUCUGUUAGUAAACGGAUAAGAAAUGUCUCCAGUUCCAGCAGUCGUUCCUCAUCCACAUCGUCAACUCCUCAGAAAACAAGACAUUGAUGUUAAUAUAUAAUGUAUGGCUACUGAAACCAUGUGAUAUUAUUGUUAGUGAUUACACUUUUACUAGUGUUGAUUUACACAUAUGUAUGUGACAAUCAAAGUGAAAUUCUUCAUUCAGUAAAACUAUAACAUCCAAUCAGUGUAUGUGAUAUCACUUCAUGGAAUUACAACAACUAAAGGAUUUUCAAAUUUCAUUCGGGUGUGCGAAAAUGUAGGUUUACUACAAUUACUGAAUAAUUUAAACUACAGGUCUCUCAUAAUGUCACGUGUAUAACAGAUACCUAAUUUACAAUAGUUUGGGUAAAAUUGUGGCAUGUACGAGUCCAAAGAUUUUUAUUUUUAUUUUUUUUUAGCUAUGAAUUUGAGAAAUACUAGUGUAUAAAUAUUUUAUACAAAUGUGAUUUUUUUUGUUUAUGUAUGUAACAUAGUUCUAGUCUCAAUGCUUUUUUUUUCAUAAAGCUACGUUUCUCAGUGUCUGUCAUAUUUGACCACAGUUACUCGUAAACUGAAAACACCUCCAUAAAAGUAGGCCUAUUGUUUAAAACUCACCAGUAUUUAAAGUAGUCCGUAGAUAGCCUUAUAUUACAAGAUUAAUAAUAAUAAUAGUGUAUAUUUACAAUGCGCAAAUUUCCAUACACUAAGCAAUGCUCAAAGAGCUAAACACUAUGUACCGGUACUCUAUAUAUCUUUCACUAUUUACACAACAGUAUAUUCGGUAAAAUACAACUGUAUUCACAUUUAAACAGAUGAGUCUUUAAUUUCGAUUUGAUUUUGAAUGAUAUUCCAGUGAAGGGGCAGAUUAGGAGCACUGAACCGAAAACAUGAAUUAGAUCAGACAGAUAUGUUGGACUAGUGCCAUCUAUAUACAUGACAGAAGAAAAUUUUGUAGCGGAUUCUUGAAUGGACAAGAUUUUUUAAUAACAGUUGGGCAUGUUUUGAAGUGCGACUGACUAUCCUGAAAGCAGUAUUUUUAAUAAUUUGUAGUUUUGAUAUUUAAGUUGCGAUUUAGACCACUCAAGAUGCUGAUAUUUAAGUUGCGAUUUAGACCACUCAAGAUGCUGUUGCAGUAAUCCAGUCUAGAAAAGACUAGUGAUCUAACAAUCAAUAUGCUAUAGGUUCUUUUUCAUACCAACAAGAAUGACUUUGGUAUUGUCAUGGUUUAAUUUUAACUUGCUCGACGUCACCCAAGACGAGAUUUCCUGAGUACAUGAUGAUGUCAUAUGGAAUGAGUUAGUAUAUUGACUAAUUUCCUUUUAACCGGUCCUAUUUAUCGCCUACAAGAACUGACAAUAGUGCCCAAAAUAUUGUAAAAUGUGACCGACAAGGAAAGAUAUGUUAUAGAUAUGCACAUUUAAAAAUCAUAUCCAAAAUUCAAAUGUUUUCAUAAUUAAAUGACAAAAUUAUGGAUUAUUGAAAUUUUGACAAAAGCGUUCUUACUAAUUACAGACAAGAACUGACAAGAAUGUUUUAUUCUGUAAAUCUCAUUUAUCCAUAAUUUUUUUUUUUUUAUGUGUAGAAUAUGCAUAUCUAUAACAUAUGUUUCCUUGUCGGUCACUAUUUGUUGAUUAGUAAGACCCUUUCAGGUAUAAAUCAUUAAAUAUGUAGAAAGAGAAGUGGGAUCUAACAUUGAAUCGACACCAAUUAGGUUAUUUCAGGAUUAACAUAUGAUACAUGUAUUGUACAAUUUUAUUUCAAUAAAUUGCUUGUGCGUAGGGGUUUUUGGCAAUGGGAGGAAACCAGAGGACCCCAAGAAACACAUGAGGUUGGGCAGGAGACAUACAGGUUUGGGACCAAAACCAAAACUUGACUACCAAACCCCCCCCCCCCCCCUAAUCAUAAAGGAAACAAAAAAAGAAAGUUGGUAUACAGUAGACUUGAUUAGCAUAGCGAUUUGAUGAUAUAUUUAUUAAAAGAAUUAAUUAUCUAUCAAAAGUUUGCUUCAAAUCCCUCUUAAAACAUUUUAAUCGUAGAGAACUAUACAAGCCGUAAAAAUCUAUUUUAAGCCUCCUUGUUUGUCAUGUGACUUGAUUGAAGGAUGGUCCAUUUUUAGCUUUUAUUUAUAUUUAUGGAUAUCUUUCAGGGAAUCCAGUAUUUUCUGAGUAAGAUUGGAUGUCUCUACUUGCUAUGUAUACCAAAUUUGUCAUACUUUUAUUGGAAAUAACUACCCUAUAAAUACUUUUGUGAGAAUGCAUCUUUAACCUGCACAGGGAAAGAAUUUCUACAAAUAAGCUAUUGUUUAUUGUUAAAAUAAUUCUUUUCCAGGUCCAGUUUGCAUUUCUUUAUAGCUGGAAACACUGCAGAUUGCAUCUUGUAUAAUUGCUAGUGUAUGUAGUAGUUGCAUUUCUAGCUUGAUCCAGUAGUUGUUGCAUUUCUUGUUGUUUAGCUAGGUGAACAUCAGCCUUAAAUAUCAGAAUAUCUAUUUAUACUCUGUAUAUAAAGAACUUCUUUCCAUAAUGCUUCCACUUUCAGCCUGGUAGUAGAAACACUUACAGAAUGAAAUUUCUUUUAUUUGUAUAUAAUUUAUAACCAAGUUUUCAUAAUUGUAUCAAAUUAUCAUUAUUAAAUGUGCAUAAUUUAUGUAUUUAUUAGAGUUGAUUUGUAUAUAAUAAUAUAUGUUUUUUAGAAGAUGCAUAUGUGAGAUCCAUGCAUUAGUUUUCAAAUAUUAAUUUUUAGUGUACAUAAGUUUUUUUAUAUUACUGAAUGUAUAUUAAAUUAAUUGCAAUAUUUAACUUUCAUUUUCUAUAAUUUUCGAAUCGUUGUAAUAAAAAGAGUUUUAUCUAUU
Messenger RNA from Patella vulgata (common limpet), 4034 nucleotides. Its product is annotated as etoposide-induced protein 2.4 homolog. Bases 239 to 1252 code for a protein of 337 amino acids. NCBI's taxonomy places the organism in Eukaryota, Metazoa, Mollusca, Gastropoda, Patellidae. The transcript has 10 exons. The record is from RefSeq and is a predicted model, not a curated record. Gene Ontology annotation, biological process: macroautophagy. Gene Ontology annotation, cellular component: endoplasmic reticulum.